AUGUCCUCCAUGCAGACACUACUGCUACUGCUGAACUAUCGCAAGUUGAGACUCAUCGCCCUUCGCCCUCGCCGGACGGUGCUCUCAUCAGAGGCCGCUGUCGACGGGCCGGAAAUCUCCGGAAGCCGCCACUUCUUAUUGCAGACGAUCCAGAUCUGGUUGCAUUGUCCAACCGCUUCUCCCGUCGAGGUGGAAAUGUGGGAUCAACGAGGAUCCUGGAUGUACGCCUCGCCUGUGAUCUCUGAUCAACGUCUGUGA
This is a messenger RNA of Sparassis crispa, 258 nucleotides long. RefSeq lists its product as hypothetical. Bases 1 to 258 code for a protein of 85 amino acids. The transcript is spliced from 2 exons. Lineage: Eukaryota; Fungi; Basidiomycota; Agaricomycetes; Polyporales; Sparassidaceae. The record is from RefSeq and is a predicted model, not a curated record.